Talaromyces rugulosus is the source of this 4053-nucleotide messenger RNA. RefSeq lists its product as uncharacterized. Lineage: Eukaryota; Fungi; Ascomycota; Eurotiomycetes; Eurotiales; Trichocomaceae. The transcript has a single exon. Gene Ontology annotation, molecular function: microtubule binding. Bases 1 to 4053 code for a protein of 1350 amino acids. The record is from RefSeq and is a predicted model, not a curated record.
AUGACCGCCAUGGCCGACGCUCUAUCUUACUCCGUCGCUUCGUUCCGCAUUCCUCCGCCGCCGCCUCCCCAAACCCCUCUACGAUCGCCGAAACGCAGACAGCAGCUUUCUACAGAUGAGCAAGAUCCGCUUCUUGCCGGGCUUUCCCCCGAGGCCAUUCUCGAUGCCCUCGCUUCUAUCAAUGCCGUCCCGAAACAUGAACCACGAGCAAAAGACAUCUUGGUAAGGAGCAUGUCUCAGGUAUCUCCUGAUGACAGGGUAAUCGGGGCUCGAGCAGCAUUAGCCGCACAAAAGUUGAAAACCUGGCUACGAGAACUUUCAGCAUGGCAAUGGCCGACGGGGAAAGACAUGCACCGGGGGAAGGGCUUCUUACCCCCUACGGCGGAUCCUUCGAGAGAUGGUCAGGUGUUUUGUGGGAGUCUUUCGGCGCAAACGGUUACACAAUACGAAACAUAUAUCGAGGAAAUCAAGAGUCGUAUCGACAACCUUAGGAUCGAGGAGCUGAAGGAACACAUUAUAAACGUCCACGUGCCUGGUCGCUCCAGGCCGUCAUCGGCAAACAGUGCUAUGAGCUCCAUUUCAGCACCCCCGUUCACUUAUACACAGCUUAGCGAUUUUGCCACGGUUAUUACCGCCACCAUUCUUCGAGCCCUCCCUACUCUAUCACGGCUAAAUCGACUUUUGAGCACCUGGACAGUCCGAUUACUGGUUUCAAGACAAAUUCCGGGUCUGUUGGAGUCUAUCGAAGCGGCACGAAAACUUCUUGACGUUGCGCUUUCUACACUACAUACGAUUGGUCACAAUGACGAUUUUUCCACCAGCACUGUUCAUGCGAAAAAGGAGGAACUAAAGCAGUACAUAUCCACAGCUGGUUUGAGAAUGGACACCAUCCUUGACGCCUUGGAGACCUGUGAAGACUCCUUGCCAGAUUCAUGGAUUGACCAGAUGGAUGCGCUUGAGGCAGACUUUGUCACUUGGGCUCAGCGAGCACAACAGAUAGCAUUCGAGCGAGAAUGGAAACGUUCCGAAGCCCGUGAAGAACACCACUCCUCAAAGGAAGCAGAGGCGCCCGCAUUAGAAAAUGUAGGUCCAUUUUCCGAGAACUCAGGAGACAAUGAACCAAAGCCUGUCUCCCCAGGGAGCAGUCUCCAAAACAAUCUAGUUAACAUGCCAACGGAAACUUCUGCCACAAUCCCCAAAGAUGCGGAGCCAACUAACGACGAUACCCUUCCUGCACCAAACGAUCCACGUGUUCCGUCGGAAUCUACUACGGGACCUACAGUGGAAAAUACGUCUGGGAUAAGCCAAACUCACAGCCAGACACAACUAGAUUCGUAUGUUACCACCGAUGAUACCUCAGUACAGUCCCUGUCCACCAUCACACCAGAUACAUGUGUCAACGCAAUUCCUACGCCUAACAUCGACGGUCCAACCCCUUGCGAGGACACUCCAAGUGACACUCCUUUUAAAGACCAACUCUUUCAGAACUCCGAAGUCAGCGCUCAACCCGAGUGCUCGGUCAAUGAUACAAGCGUUAGCGAGGCGCAAUCAAAACCAGCCCCUUCGACUGGUGCAACGAGUGGUGAUAUCAUUACAGAUCUUAAUACCAGUGAAGAAGAAGACAUUAAACAGGCUACUCAACCUCCAUCCCCCGGUACUCCUGGUAUCCACCUCCCUUCUCCGAGCAAACCAGACAGCCCCCCGCUUUCUAGUUCGGAAUCUCAUCCUGUCGAAGUCCCUAUCAAUGUCGACCCUGAAGCAAUAAAUUUAGCCCCGGAAAAGGACUCUGAUAUACCAUCGGAUCCUGUUAUAUCUGGAAGAGAAAAAGGAUUAAACACCAUAUAUGAAGUUCCUCUAGAACCACAAGACUCACCUUCAAUCCAACAUGCAGAUAUUUAUAAUAUCUCGGAUACAGAAGGAGAUAAAAGUGUCGCUAGUGAAGACACCACCACAUUCAUUGAGACGGACAUACCAACGCCAGACUCACCAGUUGAUACGUCUACGCCGCAACAUCUACAAUCGAGCAGCCCACACCCUAUUAUAGCCGUAUCAAAGGCUACUGGAGAGGUUGCGGAAGAGGGUACUGAGGGUAGUCAUGAUGGUAACAACUCAAGAUUGUCAGCCAAUAUCGACGAUACGUCUAGUCCAUCACUUGUGGAGUCGGAUUCAGAGCGCGGAUUGCCCCUGGAUAGAGACGAGCCAAUCCAGUCAAUCGAAUAUCCCUAUGAGGGCCAGCUAUUGGAUAACAAUACAUUCCAUAAUCAGCAUAAUCACUUUACUCCGACUAAAUCGCCUUCUGUUGCAGUCGAAACACCGGAUUUAACGAUACUCUCCUCGCCUGGCGUUGUUAGUAACGACAGUGACCGUACCCUUCGUGAUAGGUUCUCGCCCAAGUUAGAUGACUCCCUUUUACAGAAACUGCAGAUAUUCAAACACAAUGAUAACGCGAGCCUUCCUUUGCAACGCUUCAUCAAUGAUGAAACGGACACCAGCUUUUCUGUUGUUGAGGGCAGUUAUCGACAAAACAACUUUUCGACCCCAAGGAGGUCAUCUGACAGCCUAGGAUCCUUGCAAAAGAACGCUAAUCUCACCUCUUCCCGCAAGGAUAGCGAAUCGCCGCCACCUGAUGCACUUCCUCGGCGAGCUGUACGAGGGCCUAGCUCUAGCCUGAUGCGGGGAACGAUAUCUUCUCUGAACAAGGCUGUUGGUAACACUCCGAGACAUGAAUCCGAUUCAAUCAGUGCAGACAUGGGUAGCAAUCGACUACAUCCACGAUACAGAGCCGUGUCUACUAAAGACAUCGACCCAGAUUCGGUUUCGUUGAAUCGAAAGGCGUCGAACAACUCGUUACUUAGUGCGCCUAGUGCUUUUGUACACAGCAAACCAAGUAUGGAAAGCAUCGGGUCUUACGCUUCCAGUACCGAAUAUGCAGAAAGGCGUAGAAAGUAUUCUUUCUCCGAUGGCGGCUCGUUCGCUAUGAGGCCAGUCAAUGAAGCCGACGAUGAGCUGCAAGAAAAGAUUCAUUCCAUCCUCACCGGUAUACCUGGUCAAAUCCGCCUCAGCAAUAACCCGGCAAGCGACUUCGAUCAACGUUCGGUUGUUUCCUCCGUUUCAACAUCAAUCAGAAACCAGUUUGGUUCAAGAUCUCCCUUUUCAACACCUAGUCGAGUGAGCACUCCUACUCCCUCGGGGACCUUUACUCCAACCUCUCGCCCUAAACGGACAACAUCUUAUAAGACCGAGGACAAGACCGUGAGAGUUUACCAUCUGCACCACCGUGGAAAAGCACAACCGACGAAACUGUUUGUACGCACUGUUGGUGAGGAUGGCGAACGGGUUAUGGUACGUGUCGGCGGUGGCUGGGCCGAUUUGCGCGAAUAUCUUCGUGAAUACGUUAUUCACCAUAGCCGCCAAACACCCUCGAAGAGUCAAGUCGAGGUUAAAGGUCUUCCUAUCUCGACAUCUCCAGGUUCCACCGCGACACUCUCCGCUGACAAUACGCCGAGCGUCCCACGCCCUUCUUCAGUCAUCAGUAACAGGCCAGGCUCAUCCCUUUCGGUUCGCAAAACAAGGCGUCCUUCGAAACCCGCUGCCGACCUUCCCGCACUUACCGCUGAAAAUAUCGAUAUCGCCGGAGAAGAGCUAACAUUUCCAUCCUUUCCUUCGGCGCGACGCGGCUCCGCCUCAUCCAUCAACUCAGUCAGCAUGUCUUCUAUUCUCGGUGAUGGCUCGAGCGUCUACUCCCCGCAUCCCGGGUCUGCGAGAACUCCUCAUACUCAGUCAUCUACGCCUCUUGGCCUUGCUGGCCCUAAGCCACGGACCAGACAUGUGUCAAUGACACCCGAGAGUGAAGCCUGGAUGGAAAAUGUCAUCGGCCAGGCGCGGCGAACAUCGUCCAGUGUCAAACCGAUACAGAAACCUACAGACCCUCGUAUUGAUCGUGAGCUGCAUAAUUCCUCAAAAAUGAGUGUGCGCAGUGUCAGUGAUAUUGGCUCUAUCGGCCGUAACAAGCGUGUCUUGUUGAAAGGUCUCGGCGCUCAUGAGCAAUCAUGA